GGGGCCAACCAAUGAGAGAGGGGCAUGUUAGAUUAUUUUGGGGAAGGGCUCAUGCUAGUAGGGUUCACUUUUACCAGGCGCUAAGUGUCCCCGGCAACCAGUGUCUCCUGUACCAGUAGAAGCUCCAGAACUCUCACCCGCUUGCCUGACUCUGCAGUCUUUGCCCACUGAAUAGCCAUGAGACGGCAACUCCGGUCCAGAAGGGCUCCAGCCUUUGCUUACGGUUAUCGCUACAGACUUGAUGAUCAGGAUGAAGCGAACCAGAACUACUUAGCAGAUGAAGAGGAGGAAGCAGAAGAAGAGGCUCAGGUGAUGGUGGUGCCCAAAUUGGAGGAGGAGAAAGAAGAGGAGGAAGAGGAGGAAAAGGAGGAGGAAGAGGGUCAGGGUCAGUCAACAGGCAAUGCCUGGUGGCAGAAAUUGCAGAUCCUGAACGAAUACCUGUGGGAUCCAGAGAGAAGGAUGUCUCUGGCCCGAACAGGUCAGAGUUGGAGCCUGAUCUUAGUCAUCUACUUCUUCUUCUAUGCCUCCCUGGCUGCUGUGAUCACCCUCUGCAUAUACACACUGUUUCUGACUAUCAGUCCUUACAUGCCGACCUUCACUGAGCGGGUGAAGCCUCCUGGAGUUAUGAUCAGACCCUUCGCCCAUAGCCUUAACUUCAACUUCAACGUUUCUGAACCUGACACUUGGCAGCAUUAUGUGAUUAGCCUAAAUGGCUUUCUCCAGGGUUAUAAUGACAGUCUUCAAGAGGAAAUGAAUGUAGAUUGUCCCCCGGGACAGUACUUCAUCCAAGAUGGUGAUGAAGAGGAGGACAAGAAGGCCUGUCAAUUUAAGCGUUCCUUCCUGAAGAACUGCUCUGGUCUGGAGGACCCUACUUUUGGAUAUUCUACAGGACAGCCCUGUAUUCUUCUAAAGAUGAACCGGAUUGUAGGCUUUCGUCCUGAGCUUGGAGAUCCUGUGAAGGUUUCCUGCAAAGUUCAGAGAGGUGAUGAGAACAACAUCCGAUCCAUCAAUUACUACCCAGAGUCGGCUUCCUUUGACCUCCGCUACUAUCCUUACUAUGGCAAACUGACUCACGUUAACUACACCUCUCCCCUGGUGGCAAUGCACUUUACAGAUGUGGUGAAGAACCAAGCAGUGCCCGUGCAGUGCCAACUGAAGGGCAAAGGCAUCAUAAAUGAUGUCAUCAAUGAUCGUUUUGUGGGUAGGGUAAUCUUUACCCUGAACAUAGAAACGUAAGAACUUCAGGUGGCCAACCCCACCAGUUCUGUUUCUGUUUUGUCUCACGCUAGCCCUGUUAGCACCUGAAUUCUUUUCCUUUAAUUCGGACACAGCCAGGUGGCCACAUAAGACAGCAAAUCAUCUUUCCUUGCCUUUGACAUGUGUCUAAAGUGACAUUGUGGGAGCUGUUUGAUUUUUUAAAGGUAGUCUCUCCUGAUGACAAACAGAUUGAUUUCCUUUCCCUCCAUUUAAAACUAAAACCUAUUCUUGCUGCUAGAAAUUUCGCUGUAGUGUAAACAUAGUAUUUCAUAAAAUUCACAAUGGCCAUGAAGAAUUUCUAUGAUGAUUAGAAAUUCAUCAUGUUCUCUAAAAUUGUGAGGGUUUUAGAGGUGCGAUUCCUCCCAACCAGGCUGAUAAUCUAACCCCCCUGUUCAAAACCUUCCUGGCAAGGUAGUUCCCUGGGAAUCACCACUCAGAAAAAUCCAGACAACACUUAGGGCUGCUAUACCUGUAGAAUUCCAUAUCCAGGAGUGCUUGAGAAACUGGCUCCCUCCCACAUGCAAUUAAAUACCGAUCUGAAGACUAAGUUAUCUUCAACUGGGACAGAAAGCAGUGCUCACUGGAUAUGGUUCUGGGAUAGAGAUGAAGACACAUUCUAUGACUUUCUUAAGAGGUAGAAUCCACUUAUCAUAUGGAUGUAAUUGGUGUUUGGUCCCUUGUUCUAUGAUAAAAUCAUCCAAAGGCAAACAUUCCUGAAAACAGGUUCAAGCAGAGAAGAAACCAUGGGAGAAGAUCUCCACCAGCUAAUUAUUCUUGAGCUCUUUGUUUGACAGUAGUGUGAUGUUCUUUGAGACCAUCAGGAAUGGGUGUGUUGACCCCCAGCUACAACUCUGGGGAUUGAAAUCAGGGUCUGCCAACUAAUGCAUGACAAGAAAGAAAGCUCUUGCCAGGCCACCGUAAAAGCCAAGGCUCAUUAGCCAGUUUUGCAUUUACUUUCAAAAUGAUGUGAGGCAGAUGUUUAUCCAUGUUGUGGAUCAGCCAGGUCGCUUUGUCUUACCUUUGGCCAUGUGAUCAUUCCGCUGCUUCUUAACACCUCCAGUAGGGGGAGGGCUGGGACAAGGAGAAAAGGCAAGCACCAGGGACUAGCAUAGUGCCUCAGCAACUUUAAAUGUCACCUAGAAGCAUCCGGAGUCUGAAUCUCCUCUACAAUGUUUACUUUCUCCUAAAACAGGGAAUUGACAGUCUGGUAGUGAAGAUAAACAAGUGGAGAAGUAACUCUGAUAUAGUGUGAUGUGAGGUAUAAAACUAGUAUGUGGAAAUGCUAUGGGAACAUGAGGAAAAAUAACUAGCUUGAACUGAGAAAGUAGCAGAGGAAAUUUCAUAUGCAAAACCACAAUUAUGUGUUUGGGUAACUGUGAACUGUUCAUGUAACUGCAGUGUAAAGACUCAGAAGAAUGGCAGGGAGUGGCAAAGAUUUAGGCUAAGAGAGGUAUUUAAGAUCUUUGAGUUUUAUCCAGUAGGUGAAAAGAAGUCAUUAAAACAUUUUAACCAGGGAAGCCCUGUGAUCACAUUCGCAUCUUAGAAAGAGCACUUUGGCAACCACAGUGUGAAGAGUGGAUUGGAGAGAGACGAGACUGCAGAAAUGGGGAAUGAAGAAGAAGGACGAGUCAAGAAUAACUCCAAGGUUUUAAGCUUGGCUAGAACCAGUGAGAUGGUGAUACUGUUGAUUAAGACUGGGAAUACAAGAGAAAAGCAGGUUUGCUGAAAAAGAUGCUGAGAUCAGUUCUGGACAUUUGGCUUGUGAUUUUCUACUGGUUAGAUAUUGAUGUGGAGAUGUUAACACAUGUAGGGCUGAGAAGAAGGACAGAUGAAAACAAAAGUCACAUUUGAUUAUGUAAACUCGCUUAAGAAAUUUUAAGCUAUUUAAUCUUGGGAAUUGAAGCCAAUUAAGUAAACACACUACACCAAUCUAGUCUGUAGCAGUGUUUUUUUUCUCUUGGCUUUGUGGCAGAAAGGACUGCUGUUCUUCUUCAGAAUCUCCUUCCCAGAUACCUUCCAAGUCUUAUCACCAGAGUAGAGGGGGGGCUGACCACUAUUAACAAGUGAUAGAAGGUAUAGGACAGCAGGUCUAUGGGAAAUAUAAAAAAAUGAAACUGUCUCCUGCUUGCCUAUUAGCAAAUUCACUUUUCAAAACUAACCAUUAGAAAGAAAAAGAACAACAUGAAAAAGACAACAACUUUAAAUCCAUUUAAAAAUUGUCUCAAUUUUGGCUCGGCACCUGUGGCUCAAGCGGCUAAGGCGCCAGCCACAUACACCUGAGCUGGCGGGUUCGAAUCCAGCCUGGGCCCGCCAAACAACAAUGACGGCUGCAACCAAAAAAUAGCCGGGCAUUGUGGUGGGCACCUGUAGUCCCAGCUACUUGGGAGGCAGAGGCAGGAGAAUUGCUUGAGCCCAGGAGUUAGAGGUUGCUGUGAGCUGUGAUGCCACAGCACUCUACCCAGGGCAACAGCUUGAGGCACUGUCUCAAAAAAAAAAUUGUCUCAAUUUUAAAACUAACCUUUGAAAAGGUAAAGGACAAAAUGAAAAAUACAAUAACUUUUAAACAAUUUUAAUUACCUCAACCAAUCAAACUUUCAAAAUUCAGUAGUAAAUGAUAAUAGGACAUUAGAUCUGGAAAGGAUAUUAGAGCGCAUUUAGAGAAAACAGCCUGCAUUGCAUCUGACUCCAGGUCCAGUGCUCUUUCUACUCUGAGCUGCUGCUUACCAGGAAGUACCAUCUUUUUAAAAAUCAAUGAAUGUUAUCCCAAACAUUUGAAACAUAUGUCAAAUCUGAGUUAAAAUAGUUAACAUUUCACAGGAAUUCAACUACUGGUGCUAUAUUUUAUACGUAAUACAUUAUCCUGUUAAAUGUGUUGACUAUUAGACAAGGAAUUAUGAAUCUUUUGUGAAACGAUAUUUCUCAUUCAAUGGAAUCUACUGUGUCCACAAUUUCAAAGCAGUAUUGAGGAGUACUAAGUUUGGGUUGUCAGCUAGGACACGAAAAAAUAGCUUUACUGUACAGAACUGGAUAUAACAUAGUCGUUAAAGUUAGAUUCUAACUGUUCAAUAAACUUCUAGUAGAUUAAUUUAAAUAAUACCCAUACUGUGCUGUGUCAGGAUUUGAUUUGUAUACCAUCUGUUGCAAUGCAUUUGGUUUUACUUGACUGUCGAUAAGAAAUACUACUUCCAAAUGUCUUCAUAGUUUUGUCCAUGCUAGAUUUGGUUAUGAUUUUUUACCUUCUACCCCUUUGAGAUUUUUUCCUAAAGUUACCUUUCUUAAGCAACCUUUUACUGGGGAUGUAGAAAACAUUUAUAUUGUCUUGGGUUGUUGACAACAAU
Messenger RNA from Nycticebus coucang (slow loris), 4595 nucleotides. It is a transcript of the gene ATP1B4, whose product is annotated as ATPase Na+/K+ transporting family member beta 4. The transcript has 8 exons. Gene Ontology annotation, cellular component: nuclear inner membrane; sodium:potassium-exchanging ATPase complex. Gene Ontology annotation, biological process: regulation of DNA-templated transcription; sodium ion transport; potassium ion transport. The record is from RefSeq and is a predicted model, not a curated record. Lineage: Eukaryota; Metazoa; Chordata; Mammalia; Primates; Lorisidae. Bases 178 to 1236 code for a protein of 352 amino acids.